AUGAACCCCCAUCUCACCACCCUCCUGGGCCUGGGGGUCCUGCCCAAGCCCUCCCUCAGGGCUGAUCCAGGCCCUGUAGUCCCCUGGAAACGGCCUGUGACCUUUGUGUGCCGGGGCCCAGCUGAGGCUAAGGUAUGUCUCCUGGAGAAGGAUGGAAGACGUGUACACCAUUAUCAGGACAGUGUGCCACUAGAUGGCUCACAGGGGACAGAGGCCAGAUUCUUCUUCCCUGUGGUGAGUGAAGACACUGCGGGGAGUUACCGCUGCUUCUGUCUCACCCAGUUCGGCUUGUCUGAGCGCAGUGAGCCCCUGCAGCUGCAGGUGACAGAGGAGGACUCCACUCUGUCCUCAGGGCCCCUGCCCAAACCCUCCCUCAGGGCCGAGCCAGGCCCUGUGAUCUCCCGGGGACGGCCUGUGGCCCUCGUGUGCCAGGGCUCAGCUGAGGCUAAGGUAUGCCACCUGGUGAAGGAUGGAAGACGUAUACACCAUUAUGAGGACAGUGUGCCUCAAGAUGGCUCACAGGGGACAGAGACCAGAUUCAUCAUCCCCGUGGUGAGUGAAGAAACUGCUGGGCGUUAUCGCUGCUUCUGUCUUACCCAGUCCAGCUCGUCUGAGCUCAGUGAGCCCCUGCAGCUGCAGGUGACAGAGGAGGAUGGCUCCACUCCGCCCUCAGGGGCCCUGCCCAAACCCUCUCUCAGGGCCGAGCCAGGCCUUGUGAUCUCCCGGGGACGGCCUGUGACCUUCGUGUGCCGGGGCCCAGCUUGGGCUGAGUACUUCAUCUUGGAGAAGGAUGGAAGAGAUGCAUAUCAUGAUCAGAAAAGUGUGUCUCAAGAUGGUUCACAGGCAACAGAGGCCAGAUUCCACAUCCUCGCGGUGAGUGAAGACACUGCCGGGAAUUACCGCUGCCUCUAUGAACAAGUAUAUUUCUGGUCUGAGUACAGUGAGCCCCUAGAGCUGAAGGUGACAGAGGAGGACGUCUCCACUCCGCCCUCAGGCCCCGCCUCCCGGGAUUACAGGGUGGAGAACAGCAUCCGCUUGGGCCUGGCGGGCGUGGUGUUGCUGAUCCUGGUGGCGAUUCUGGUGGAAGCUGGGCUCAGCCAGCGCAGGGCCCCACAGGGACCACAGGAGUAAACAUAAGGGAGCCCCCCAGGGAGAGGGGACCCCAGGGCCCCAGCAGGGAGCUCCCGGAGGCCCCGAGGCUCAUGCUGGAGCCCAGGACACCAGUGCGCCCCGCCCUGUCCCCCUUCCCCUUCUCCCCUCCAGGAGACUGCUCUUCAGGACUGUACUC
This is a messenger RNA of Myotis brandtii (Brandt's bat), 1288 nucleotides long. Its product is annotated as immunoglobulin superfamily member 1-like. The coding region runs from base 1 to 1131 and encodes 376 amino acids. The record is from RefSeq and is a predicted model, not a curated record. The transcript has 5 exons. Lineage: Eukaryota; Metazoa; Chordata; Mammalia; Chiroptera; Vespertilionidae.